ACGAAAAGCUCCUGCAGCCUUCGUCCUUCUGCUCCUCCUCCCUUGCACUACAAGCCAAGGCCUCUUCUCUCUCCGGAACCCUCCAGCAACCGCAGAAUCGCGCGGAAGAGCAUGACCCGGUCCACCUCGGUCCCGACGCCACCGCCGGUGGAGGAGCCACGGUCGGGGGCGGCGAUCGAUGUCCUCCAUGGGGACGACCUCCGCGACAUCCUCCGCCGCCUCUCCCUCGCCGACCUCCUCCGCGCCGCCCUAGCCUGCCACCGCUGGCUCCGCGUUGCCGCGCGUUGCCUGCCCCGCGCCCCUCCGCUCCUCGGCCACUUCUUCCACCCCGUCAACAUCUCUUCCCCGAUGCCCAUCAAACCCAAGCCAGUCCACUACGACGCCGUCUUCGCCCCCGUCGGCCUCGACGCCUCCUCCCCGCGGCUCUCCCUCGACUUCGCACCGGAGGCCUCCCGCUUCGAACUCCACGACUGCUACCAAGGCCUCCUGCUUCUCGAGCCGGCCGGAUCGCUCCCCAGGAUGAUCCUACCCCGCCUCCUCGUCCUCGACCCGGCCACCCAGCGCCGCGCCCUUCUCCCGCCGCCGCCGCGCGACACGGUGCCCGACGACCACCGCUGGCGCGGCUCCAGGUGCUACGUCGGCUCCGCGCUGCUCUCCCGCGCCCACCCGAGCAAGCUCUGCUUCGAGGCCGUCUGCUUCGCCAUCGACGGCGGGCACCCGCGCGCCUGGGUCGCGUCCGUCGACAACGGCGAGUGCCGCUGGCGCGCGCUCCCGCGGGACGAGGACGUCGUGGUCGAUUUCCAUCCGUGGUGGUUCGAGAGCCGCUGCGUGCACGCCGCCGGGAAGAUGUACUGGCACAUCUGCAGCUCCGGCCGCGUGCUGGCGCUGGACCCCGCCACGCUGCGCUUCUCCUACCUGCUGGCGCCGUCCGCGCUGGGGGACGAGUUCUUCAAGUACCGCGUCGGGGAGACGCCGGAUGACGGGCGGCUGUGCAUGGCCACCGUCGAGGAGCAGGUGAUGCAGCUCUGGGUGCGCGGCGAGACCAGGUGCAGCGACAAUGGCUGGUAUCUGGAGAAGGAGAUGAAUCUUCACAAGGUGUAUGACGCGGUGCCGGGCCUGCCCAGGGACGUGGUCAGCAGGGUGAAGAGCAUCUACCUCAGCGACAUCGACGCGGGGCACACGGGGAGGCUCUUCAUCCAGAUGCUGGGAUACGGGCGCUACUCAUUCGAUCUCAACACCGGCGACCUGAGCCGCCUGCCGACGGAUGGUGUCAAGGAGUAUGGCCACCCGAUCUACGCCUACUUCCUCGCCUGGCCACCUGCGGCGUUCCUCGCUCCAGAGCAACGACUUCCCGGCCGUUGAUUCAUUGGGUGCUGAGUCCGCAAGCUUUGUUUGAAGUCAGCUCAAAUCCAUUCACCUUUGGUGAAAGUUUCAUCUUUGACUUCAUUCAGCAUUUCUGCGCAAAUGGAAGAAGAUCACGUUAUUAUGUUCUCUAAAAGAUGCCACCGCUAUCAGUAGAUGAAAUUUGCAAAGAGUAUUUAUGGCACUUUUGGCUGAUAUCCCACUUUA
This is a messenger RNA of Lolium perenne, 1569 nucleotides long. RefSeq lists its product as uncharacterized. NCBI's taxonomy places the organism in Eukaryota, Viridiplantae, Streptophyta, Magnoliopsida, Poales, Poaceae. The record is from RefSeq and is a predicted model, not a curated record. Gene Ontology annotation, molecular function: protein binding.